Orbicella faveolata is the source of this 4636-nucleotide messenger RNA. RefSeq lists its product as uncharacterized. The record is from RefSeq and is a predicted model, not a curated record. Gene Ontology annotation, molecular function: alpha-L-arabinofuranosidase activity. NCBI's taxonomy places the organism in Eukaryota, Metazoa, Cnidaria, Anthozoa, Scleractinia, Merulinidae. Gene Ontology annotation, cellular component: cytoplasm. Gene Ontology annotation, biological process: L-arabinose metabolic process.
AGACCUUCGUUACGUUCAGUACGCAUGUGAAGUGGAGCAUGUGAUAGGGUAAUAAACCACACUUUUAUUAACCUCCUUAGGGAGCGUAUUUGAAGUAUUUACCAAUAAAAAACGUAAAUAAACACUAAUGGAGUUACAGUCAACAUUGCCUAGGUUAAGCAGUCGGAUUUUAGGUUAAUUUUAACUUUUUCGGCGAGCUCAGUAGAAUGCGAUUCAAAGAAAACCCAAACCCUUUUAGACCAGAAAAUUAAACUUAAAAGAUUUAAGACUUAAAAGGCGAGUCAUUUAAUAGGGCUAUCAAGGCUCAUAUCAUAUAAGCUCUGAAAUGCUUACAGCUUUAACUUUGUACAUCCACGCAGAAAAGGAUGGACAUAAUGUCAUUCGUCGCAAACGAGCCUUUGGUAGCAGCGCUCCACCUUGUAACAUGACUAAUGGUGUAUACUUGGAAAAAUGGGACAGGAUAGACUACAAACGCGUUAAAUUUCUGCUGGCGGAUCCAAGAUAUCCAAACCUGCCAAGUUUUGCAACAUGUGUUCCAACAUUUGAGCAGCCGUCAAACUGGGGAGACUUCUUUGGCUCGCGUUUGAGAACGUAUUUUGUUCCUCUUCAGACCGGAAAUCAUUACUUCUACCUGUCUUCUAAUGGGGGGAGCGAGCUCUUCAUAAGCAAAGACGACAAGCCUGAUAGCAAAACUAUGAUAUCUGGAGUAGAUGGAGGAUUUCCUAGUCAUCAAUAUGAGUAUGACAGGUUCACAAACCAAAAGUCACUUCCAGUCUAUCUAGAAAAAGAUAAGUAUUACUACAUGGAAGCUAUCAUGAAAGACGAUCAUCAAUCUGAUCACUUGGAAGCUGCUUUAGAGACCCCAGACGGAACAUUUUAUAAAGUGAUUCCAUCUAAGUUCCUUUGGACAACAAAUCGUCUUUCAGCCUCUCAAAAUGCUACACAUCAGGCGAUUUUACUUAAAGUGGCAGCACGAGCCGGUGCAAAAGCUGGUUCAUCAUUUGGAGCAAAGUGGGCGAUGAAAAGUGGAGCAAAAGCAGGAGCAAAGGCUGGUGCCUUGGCAGGAAUGGCGGCUGGAGCGUCGGCAGGAGCUAACGCAGGCGAAAAAUCCGCCAUAAACACGUUUAAACAUACUCUGGAAGAUGCCUUUAAUACUCUACAUGGUGACAACUUGCACAAGUUUAACAUCAUUAUUAAACAUGGUAGUGUAGUCGAUGUAACGGGGCCUGGAAUGGGAGGAGCUGUCGGGACAGGAUCUACCAGUGGUGCUGUGGGUGCUGCAGCAGCUGGAGCAAGUAUGGGUACGGGAAUUGUAGGGGGUGGGGCAACAGGAGGUGGUGGUGCUGGAGGAGGAGGUGGUGCUGGUGCAGGAGGUGGUGGUGGGAUGGCGGGGGCUGGCGGUGUAACUGGGACAGCGGCAGGAGGUGUUGGAGUUGGUGGAGGGGGUAGAGGCGGUGGUGGUGGAGGUGGAGGGGCGGCAAUGGGAGGAGGCGGAGGAGGGGUUAGUGGAGGUGUAGGAACAGGUGCUAGCGCGGGUGCGGGUGCGGGUGCGGGUGCGGGUGCGGGAACGGGUGCUGGAGCUGGCGCUAGUGCUAGUGUGGGUGCCGAAGUGGGUGGUGCCGGGGGUGUAAAUGUAGGAGGAGGUGUUACAGCUGGUGGAUCAUCAGCUGGGCUAAUUACUGGGGCUGGUGGUGCGACAGGAGGUGCUGGCGGGGCAUUUGGUGGUGGUACUGGUGGUUCAUUCGGAGUAGAUUAUAGCGGAGUACGUCAGAUCACUUACUUUCCAAAACCAGGAGAGGAUCCACAAACCGCUGCUCGGGCCUUAGUUUGGAGAGUAGGAGGCGCAAGUAGACUUGUGAAAAAUGCAUUAUACACUGUACAUUCUUGGGAUAUCCCAUACGCACAGGAGAAUAGCAGUCUGAACUACUGUUGGCAGGCAAACAAUGGUGACGUGAAACUGGCUCCUUUUUGCCAAGUUUUUAUAGUUCGUAUUCCUGGACUGUACACGGGAGCUAAAGAAAGGACACAUACAAUGUCAUUUGAGUCAGUGUGUUUACCAGGGUACUUCAUAAAACAGAAAAAUUAUCACAUGAUUCUUCAGAAAAGAGAUGGAUCAGACCUUUUUGAUAAGGAAAGCACUUUCACUGCAAUUUCUGUGAUGAAAUUUGCCCGGAAUUACCUGCUGGAAUCCACGCACAAGGACUGGUACAUCUGCCAGGAUAAGAAGAAAUCAAUCCACAUCAACCCUGACCUAAAGUUGGAUUUUUACAAUGGCGAUCCAGAUGUCCUUAAUCGUUGCACGUUUUUAUUUCAUCCAAUACCGCAAACCGAUAAUAAAUAUAAAAUGUGUAAAAACGUUGUUGGACCAAUGAAACACCCCAGCAUAAGUGGACAACCUCUUCCUCAUCCUCCUCACUUGGUUCCAAAAACACAGCCACCAGCCCUUGCCCUGCCCUCUUGUAUCCCUGUAUGUCCAGCGGGAACAACGAGCGGAGCGACAGGGCAAACGGCGAGUUUGGGGUCCUCGUCUCUCGUCAUUCCUACAGUACCUGGAACACUAGGAGCUCACGCGAAGCCCUCUGUUAUCAACGCUAAGAAGGCGUGCGUUGCAGUUAACUUCAUCAACAACUUUGGAUCUCAAUUCACGCUCUACUCUUCUCUUAAGCACGAAGGUUAUCUUGUCACCGGAUCUGGCUUUAAACUCAAACUAAUCGUAGACCGACCUGAACUGCAUAGUCACGUGACAUUCUAUGCCAAAGAUCCCCUUGGCAAGCGCAAAAUCUUCCUGAAUGGACAACUAAGGACUUCAGAGGCAGUGGUUGCUGGCUGUCCUGAAUUUGCGAACGUGUUUGUUACGCCAGAGGAAGGCAUUCAUUCAGGAAAUACAAACAGUACAUCACAGCCUGGUGUCCCUGGUUCAACCAUGUUACCUCCAUCUACUUCAUUAUCACCACCAGCUCCAAAUUCCCCAGCUCCAUCUUCUCAUGCUCUCUCUCCGCCUGCCGUACCUCCAGCGCCACCUCCUGCUCCACUCCUUCCCCCACCUCCUGUGCCAGUUCCUUACCACAAUCACUUUCUUCCUCCUUCUUCUCACAAUCAUUCUGCUCCUAGUGCCUACGCACCUGCGCCACCUGCUGCUCCAUCAUCGUUGGGACCAGCUUCCUCUCCUACAAUUUCAAAUCCUACUGUUCAAGGAGCGACGACUUCUAAAGGAGAUCAUCAAGCAGUCCACUAUCAUUUCCACUAUCAUGGUAAAAAAGCACCGGUGACAACUUCAGUUUGUCCAAGUUUGUGCUCAGGUUCUGAGGAGUGCCAUCCCUCUUGCCCUUCACAAUGCUGUAAACGAGACUUCGAUGAAGUCGUGUCGGGCGACGAAGACGUCACGGUGGCAUGAAAGAAGAGGUUAUUUCACGACAAGUGCCUUGACAUUUGACGGUAUUUUCUUUCCCCGUCUAACAAGACUGUUGGACAUGGACGAAAGAGAAACAAAACGCGUAUAUUCCAAAAAUUGACGAUAUGUGUCUCUUUUUGUUUACCUUCCUUCGGCGGGGGUGGCAUUACGUUCAGCUGCCACCCGAAGCAGGAAAAGAUAAACAAUCAGCAAGGGUUAAGUUUAAACUCUGUAGGACAAAAGCUGCUUCUAAAGGAAAAAUCUAUGGUCAGAAUUACAAAUAAUGAGAUUAUUUUCUUGCAGCUUACAUUUAUUAGCCUUGUGGGAGUGUCAGGACGUUAAAAAUUUGUAGAUAAACAUAAAUAAGCUGUAAAUAAAUACAAAUAAACUAUUUUUAACCUUAUAUAGCCUACGGAAUUGCUUGGAGGUCGUUGGGCUUCAGGGAGGUCACAUGAUGGUCAUGUACCAAUUAUGACGUUUUUAACACAACAUGAAGUAUUCAAUUUAAUAAACUAUAAACAAAAUCAAAGUUACACCGUUACCUUUUUUGCCAGACCGAUGUAUCACGUUUAAGUCUCUUGGUAAUCAAUAGCUCAAUAUUCUAAAAAAAUGUUGAAUGUUUAUAGUGGUCGAUGUGCUUACCUACAACUAGCUAGUUCCCAGUCAUGCCACUUUAUUUGAAAUAAAGAAAAAUUUCAACUAAACGUAAUAAGCUUAAAGAUCCUAUAUGGGGGAAGGCCGCCCAGUUGGUUAUUUACAAGCAUGAGGAGAAGUUGAACUAGGGUCUACAGAGAAACAACUCUAGCUUAGUGGUCAGAACGGGACUUGAAUCCGCGUCUCCGGAUUUCAAGUCCGGCGCCCUAAACACUCUGCCACCCUGCCUCCCGGCCCGUGAGUGUGAAAUUGUCUGAACGAUGCAUAUCGGCUAGAAUGAUGUUGAAUGGAGUCCGAAACCGGGAUUAUUUUGUAAGUUCUGAGGUCUACAUAUUCUGAAACGGAAUCUUUCUCUUCAGCUGCUUCUUUUCCUAGUUAUUUCUAUAGUGCGCUAGAAGAACGCCAAACGUAGAAAAGUUAGUAUGGGCCGACGAUGCAUAAUUAAUUCGUGUCCACGCACACUUAAGAUGACUAAAGAAAAAAAAAAAAACUGCUCACAAAAUUCAUAAGUGAGCCGGUUCAUAUGGAGUACAGCGGAGUAAAAUUCACUGCAAGAUAAUGUAAAUGAUUUAACGGUUUAACAAACUAGUU